Messenger RNA from Pelmatolapia mariae (spotted tilapia), 1200 nucleotides. RefSeq names its product serine/threonine/tyrosine interacting-like 1 (gene styxl1). Gene Ontology annotation, biological process: negative regulation of cytoplasmic stress granule assembly; positive regulation of intrinsic apoptotic signaling pathway; protein dephosphorylation. The transcript is spliced from 9 exons. The record is from RefSeq and is a predicted model, not a curated record. NCBI's taxonomy places the organism in Eukaryota, Metazoa, Chordata, Actinopteri, Cichliformes, Cichlidae. Gene Ontology annotation, cellular component: mitochondrion. The coding region runs from base 1 to 1200 and encodes 399 amino acids. Gene Ontology annotation, molecular function: protein phosphatase binding; protein phosphatase inhibitor activity; pseudophosphatase activity.
AUGGCUAAAAUCGUGAUGUGUGAGACACUUGAGCUCUACAAUAUCCUCAAUCAGUGCCGAGGUGUGCCCAGACUCGCAGAGAUCAACUACCUGUGUUUGAUUGAUGCUAAUGAAGCCCAAGAUUACUACAGGAGUCACAUCAUAACUGCUAAAAAUGCUAAAAUGGAUUCAGAGGGGACAUUCCUUCUUCCAGAGUUGGUGGAGGUUGACAGUAUGCAGCAUGUGGUGGUCUACGACAACAACACAAGCUCUUUACAGGAGCAAGGCAGAGCAACUUCAUGUGCCCAAGUGUUCGCUAAGGCUAGCCUCAAUCCAGUCAAGAUACUGAGAGGAGGCUUUCAGAGAUUCUCAGCUCAAUACCCUUUUUUGAGGACUGAGAAAAUCCUGAACACCAUCAUGGAGCUGGAAAGCCUGAAGAUUUACCCAGUGGAGAUCAUAGCAGGACUGCUGUACAUGGGUGAUGAGAAGCAAUCCAUGGACUCCAAUCUUCUGAAAGACCUGAAAAUCAGUGCUAUCGUCAGCAUCUCAGAGAGUAACACUCUCGAGUUCAUAAAGGAGAUCCAUACUUUGCUUAUCACCCCUGUGGCUGACUCAGUGCGGUCUGAUUUAUAUUCAAGCUUUGAAAGGAUCUGCAAUUUUGUUAGUUCCCACAUCAACAUGGGCUCUCGUGUCCUGAUAGUUUCCAGGCAAGGCAGAAGCCGCGCCAGCGCAGUGGCCAUUGCAUUUCUGAUCCAUUACCUCAAAUACACACUAAAGGAGGCCUGGACACAUAUGCUCAAAUGUAAACCCAUCAUGAGGCCAAACACAGGUUUUCUGCAGCAGUUGUCCAACUGGGAGCUUCACACUUUGGGAACAAAAACGACUGAUUUUGGCCUCCUCCUGGUGGGACAUACCCGGACCACCUCAUCCAGGAGGCGCUCAGAAGGAAUCCUUGUCAGAUGCCCAAACCACUUUAACUGCAAUGCACAGGCAGCAAGUGGAGGGGAUACUAAGAUACCCAUCCCAGUCCACCGCCUCUCAUCAAAGCAAACUCCAGACUGGAACAGAGUCAAGACCCUCUCCAGGAGACUGGUUCCAGAGCCCAAGCUGUGCGUUGAGGUCAGCCUGACUAUAUCUCGCCAGUACCUCUCAACUUCACGCACUAGCUCAGCCUCCUUCACCACCAGAGAGGUGACGUUCCAUAUCCCAAUUGCUCGGUAG